This is a messenger RNA of Amoebophrya sp. A120, 1326 nucleotides long. Lineage: Eukaryota; Dinophyceae; Syndiniales; Amoebophryaceae. The record is from the annotation of a GenBank genome assembly.
GAACAACCUCCUCCCCCGCACGGCGCCACGCGGAUUUGCGGCGGCAACUGGCGGCGCUGGACGUCGGCCUUGGUCAGACAACCGCCUCCAGAAAUAUGACAAGUGACGACUCGACUACGACUACCCCGGUCCUGCCGCGGUUUGACCGACCGAACACAGAGACCCGGUUCGGACCGAUGGGCGACACGAUAGUCCGCCGGCACGAUAACGGUUUGGUGAUGGUCUCGCUCCGGAAGGAAGUCGUCCUGGACGUUUUGAAGCGCUCAUGUGGGACCGCGAUCCGGGUCGUCUUCCCCAUACCAGGAGGGGAAUUUAUUGCGGAAGAGGCAGUAAAAAUUAUGCCUUCAACCGGCGCUGGCGACGACGACAUGAGAACAAGCCUUGCUCAAGAACAUCCCAGCUGCCCCAAGACAACCGAGGACGACAAGACACGAGCUGCCCCUGCGGACCUGAUCGUUUCCUCCAAGAAAAAGAAGAAGAACUGUCUCAAGCAGGUGAAAAAGGGGGAUCUGCUAUGCCAACUGGUAUACAACUACACGACCUCCAGUACAAGAAGUUCUAGUGCAGCUUCUCAGAAUAAUUAUGUCGUAAAAAAGAACCUCGAAGACACGGACACCAGGAACACGACCAGCACGUCAUCAAGAAAUAAACUGGAGGAAAAUUGUAACCGCAUCGACGUUUUGUCCCCUGUCGACGGGGCCUUGAUUGAGUGCAAUGGGCGGCUGCUCCAUCUUUCCGGCGCGGGUAAAACUGGGUGUGAAGAUGAAGGACGAACCAGCAAAACCAGUGGUCCAAACUUCUCGACUGCUGCCGGUAGAACAAACACCAGCAGGACCACGUCUACUCUGGAUUUACAGGCCGCUUUUCGGCUCCUGGACGAGUACCUGGUCAUUCUGGAGUGCAGCAGCGCCAAGCAGACAGCGACUUUUCACGCAUUGCCAGCAAAGGGGCAAGAAAUAACCUCCGCUGCCGGGUCGAUAUGGUCUGCGGAGGCGGAAGGGGGCCUUCCUGCUGCUGGUGAAAGUAGUGCUGCUAAAAUAAGACCGGUGCUCGGGGGCGACGAGGAAGUUCUUCAACUUUUGCGGACACAAAAGUCCUCGUCCUCAUCUCCACGUGCAGCUGCCGAUGAGGAAGCAGAAGACGUCGAAACUGGUUCGGCGGCGGGGAGGGAAGCGAAAAAGCAACGAUUGGAGUGAUAAAAAGUGUUGGUGUUCACAUUUAGCUGCCCAUAGUGCCCCAGCUCCUUCUGUGCCAAGCCGCAGCGCAGCGAGACCUUAUUAUAAAGUACUUAGUAAAAAACGACACAAAGCGAAAUCAAAUUAGAAA